Molecule: messenger RNA, 621 nt
Organism: Aspergillus luchuensis
Lineage: Eukaryota; Fungi; Ascomycota; Eurotiomycetes; Eurotiales; Aspergillaceae
Exons: 1
Coding region: 1-621 (206 amino acids)
Cellular component (GO): mitochondrion
Source: RefSeq, a predicted model, not a curated record
AUGCUCUUCUCCUCUCUCUUCUCCUCAUCCUCCUCCUCCUCCACCACAACCCCCCAAGAAACUCCCUCCUCUACACCCACCACUUCCGAACCCCCCACCACCACAAUGACAAGAUCCCCCUCGGACGAAUUCAACCCGCCGCUCCCGGCCCUCUGGACGCCCAAAACGAACCUCAAGCUCCUCCUCGGCGGCCUCGCCUUCUUCACAUUCAGCAUCUACAGCACGCGGCGGGCCAUGAACCGCAAAUUCCUCGCCAGCAUCCCACCAUACUACACAAGCAGCGUGUACCACAAGCCGAACGUCAGCGGCGGGGCGGAGGCAUUCGAGGCGCUGCAUCUGGCGACGAUGAACGUGCUGUCGUUCGGGAUGAUGGGUGCGGGAGGGCUUUUGUACGCGCUGGAUAUCAAUGGCGUGGAGGAUAUGAGGAGGUUCGUGAGGAAGGGCAUGGUGGAGGGGGAUGGGGCGUUGAUGCGCGGGGAGGAUAAGGAGUUGGAGAGGGAGGUGGAGGGGUGGGUUGAGAAGGUGCUUGGGGAGAAGUUUGGGAAGGAGUUGCAGAGGGAGAAGGAGAGGAGUGCUGCCGCCGCGGCUGCUGCUGCUGCUGGGGCGGAGAAGAAGGAGUGA